AAGGUGGUGUUCACUAAAAAAAAAAAAAAGAGAGAAGGUGAAGAAAAUAAAUUGAAAAUUAUCAUUUCUAAAAAAAUAUUUGUUAAACAUACGAAAAAAUAUAAAUAUUUAUAUUAAAUUAAUUAUUUUUAUGAAAGGAUUGGGAUAAUUCGAUAUAUACUUAUUAUAUGUAUUAAUUUUUAAAUUUAAAUCCACUUCAAACAUAAUUAUAUAUUGUCAAAAUUAAUUUUAUUGGAUUCAAUUGGAGCAAAUAUUUGAAGGUCUCCCCAGUGACCCCACAAUGGCCCCCACCUUGCCCGUUUCCUCAUCCUUUCCAUCUGACACGUGUCGCCUUGUCAUGAGAAAUCUGACCUUUUUUAAAAUCUUAUCAUCAAUCAUAAAAUAAAUUAACUUUUUAUUCAAUUACGAAUUUUAUGGUAACAAAACAGGUGGACUCUAUUAGGACAUGCGUACAUUACAUCUGCAAUCUGCAUGCAUGCGUGGCUGUGUCGACGCAUCAAAUCUUCAAAUCGCAUUUUGGUCGAUGUUAGCUCUUAUUCUUCUUCUUUAUUUGCUUUCUCUCUCGAUCAUUCGAUAUGGAUCCAGUGAACGCUUGGGGCAAUUCUCCCCUACACACUGUGGACCCAGAAAUCCAUGACUUCAUCGAGAAGGAAAAGCUCCGUCUAUCCACCGGAAUCGAGCUCGUCGCCUCCGACAACUUCACCUCCUUCGCUGUCAUUGAGGCCCUUGGCAGUCCCCUCACCUGCGUUGGUGGCUUGUUUGAGGAUAUCCACAACCUCUGCCGCUCCCGGGCUCUUCAAGCUUUCCGUCUCGAUCCCACCAAAUGGGGCGUUAAUGUCCAGCCUUACUCCGGUUCUCCGGCUAAUUUCGCAGCCUACACUGCCGUUCUUCAGCCCCACGACAGGAUCAUGGGGUUGGACCUUACUUCCGGUGGUCAUUUGACUCAUGGCUACUAUACACCUGAUGGCAAGAAGAUCUCCGCUACCUCGAUUUACUUUGAGAGCUUGCCUUACAUGGUUAACUCUCAAACUGGGUAUAUUGAUUAUGAUAAACUUGAGGAGAAAGCAUUAGAUUUUAGGCCCAAGUUGAUCUUAUGUGGUGGCUGUGCUUACCCGAGGGAAUGGGAUUACGCUAGGUUCAGAUCUGUUGCGGACAAGUGUGGUGCGCUAUUGCUUUGCGAUAUGGCUCACGACAGUGGUCUCAUUGCUGCUGAGGAAGCUGGCAACCCCUUUGAGUACUGUGAUAUCGUCACAACCAACACCCACAAAACCUUGAGGGGUCCAAGGGCUGGUAUGAUAUUCUACCGGAAGGGCCCUAAACCAGGCAAGAAGGGACAGCCAGAAGAUGCAGUUUAUGACUUGGAAGACAAGAUAAACUUCACAGUUUGCCCCACUCUUCAGGGUGCUCCCCACAAUAACAAUAUUGGUGCACUGGCUGUUGCAUUGAAACAGGUCAUGUCCCCUGGGUUCAAGGCUUAUGCCAAACAAGUCAAGGCAAAUGCAGUUGCCCUUGGAAACUACUUGAUGAGCAAGGGAUACAAGCUAGCCACUGGAGGAACUGACAACCACCUUGUCCUAUGGGAUCUUCGACCUCUUGGAUUGACUGGCAACGAAGUUGAAGAGCUGUUUUACCUUUGCAACAUCAUUGUAAACAAACAUCCUGUGUUUGGUGACAGCAACCCUUUGGCUCCUGGAGGUGUCAGAAUUGGUACUCCGGCCAUGACUUCAAGAGGUUUGGUUGAGGCGGACUUUGAGCAAAUUGGCGAAUUCCUCCACCGUGCUUUAACCAUCAUUCUGAGCAGUGACAAGCAACAUGGAGAGCUCUCAAAGGACUUUAACAUUUUGAGCAUUGAGAAGGAACAUGACGAGGUAUUGAAGGACUUGAACAAGGAGAUUGAGCCCCUCAAGGCUGAUGUUGAGAAGUUUGCUUCCUCCUUCGACAUGCCUGGUUUCCUCAUGUCCGAAAUGAAGUACAAGAAUUAGGUCUUACACUUUUGCAUUAUUUA
Messenger RNA from Manihot esculenta (cassava), 2005 nucleotides. Its product is annotated as serine hydroxymethyltransferase 4. Bases 576 to 1982 code for a protein of 468 amino acids. Gene Ontology annotation, cellular component: cytoplasm. Gene Ontology annotation, biological process: tetrahydrofolate interconversion; L-serine catabolic process; folic acid metabolic process. Lineage: Eukaryota; Viridiplantae; Streptophyta; Magnoliopsida; Malpighiales; Euphorbiaceae. The transcript is spliced from 4 exons. The record is from RefSeq and is a predicted model, not a curated record. Gene Ontology annotation, molecular function: glycine hydroxymethyltransferase activity; serine binding; cobalt ion binding.